This is a messenger RNA of Diprion similis, 1316 nucleotides long. RefSeq names its product forkhead box protein D1-like. The coding region runs from base 16 to 1308 and encodes 430 amino acids. Gene Ontology annotation, molecular function: RNA polymerase II cis-regulatory region sequence-specific DNA binding; DNA-binding transcription factor activity, RNA polymerase II-specific. Lineage: Eukaryota; Metazoa; Arthropoda; Insecta; Hymenoptera; Diprionidae. The record is from RefSeq and is a predicted model, not a curated record. Gene Ontology annotation, biological process: anatomical structure morphogenesis; regulation of transcription by RNA polymerase II; cell differentiation. The transcript has a single exon.
AAACAUACAAGAAGAAUGCAGAAUCCAGAGAGCAUCGGAAUCGGUCAGUCUGGAUUGUUGUCCAGCAUCAUGUGCAACGGAUGCAACGUCGAAAGAAGUCCGAAGGCAUUGAGUGAUAUGGCGAUCGCGGAUGGAACGAGCCUCGCCAAGAGUGAAAUCGGUCCGCAAUUCAAGUCGGUUUCACCGAUUCCCCGCGGGGUGGCGUCACGGUAUAAUCGAAACUCGCAGAAGAAGCCGUACGAGCAAAUGGCUAGGCUGAACCCAACGACGGCGCUUCCGGUUUGCCGGCUUCCGGUUGGUGGGCAGAUUAUCCCGAGCGUUCAGGAGUGGAAUCUUCGGCUCGAUCAGGGCAGCGACAAGGACUCGGAGAGCGGUGCGAGCGGCGUUGGCGUCGGCGUUGAUCCGGUUCCGCAGAAUCCUCAGGGCAAGAACGAGGACUCGAGGACGCCACCGCGGCAUCGGAACCGCCAGAAGAAGCCCUACGCACCGACGGCGACGACGAAACCCGGUCAAGGGUCACCCUCGUACGUGGGGGUGGGCGAUCCAUCGUCGCCGAUGAUAAAACCGGCAUAUUCGUACAUCGCCCUGAUCACAAUGGCGAUCCUUCAGUCACCGGAGAAGAAACUCACCCUCAGUGGCAUCUGCGAAUUCAUUUCAAACCGGUUUCCAUAUUAUCGAGAGAAGUUUCCAGCCUGGCAGAACUCCAUCAGACAUAACCUAUCCCUCAACGAUUGCUUCCUCAAGAUACCAAGAGAGCCAGGAAACCCAGGAAAGGGGAACUACUGGACUCUUGAUCCCGACGCCGAGGACAUGUUCGACAAUGGCAGCUUUCUACGUCGCAGGAAACGCUACAAACGUCCGCCUCCGCACUACAUCCGGGAUCGCGCCAUGAUGGCUUUCGCCAUUUGUAACGAACGUGGCGGCGCUUGUGCCGCCGCUGAUAUUCCCGGGGCGCUUCCUUAUCCCGCUUACCUUUCCCCGAUCCCGGGACUCUCGCUUCUCGAGUUUGCUCCCGGCGCCAUUGAGGCCCUGAAAUUCCGGUUCCUUGAUCCUCCUGCGCCCCUCUACAAACCUGUACCCAUUUCCGCACCCCCGAUCAGAGAGAUCAAUCCACCACCGAGGACCGUCAUGUCUCAGGUGCCGGCCACUGUUCAAGAGAAGAAAGGAAACUUCAGCAUCGAGGCACUCAUAGGUGAUCAACCGACCACCGAACAGUCCAACGGAUGGGUCUUGGACCUCAGGCAGCCCGCCGACGGAUGCAAAAUACGCAGAGCAGGUCAGGCUUCGGCCUUCUCGCGGGUUCGCUAGAAGAUCGA